CGAGACAGACUAUCCGUAUACAUUGGAGGCACUAGAGAAAUACUAUUAUAGAUUCUCUACCACCGAGAACGUCUUAGGGUUCCUUAGAAACAUUGUGGAGAGGCGCGAUAACUACUCGAUCGCUAUUCGACUCCUGCAACACCAGAAUUACGAUGCAAAAUCAACUUCAAAGAAAUUACAAGUGUUGAAAGCUCUUAUUCCCACUGUAGAGGAUUACUCACGUGUCCUUGUACUUUUCCAACGCAAUCAAUUCUCCGCUAAACGGACAUUCAGAGUACUUGACGACAUGUUGUCAUUUAUCAACAAUAUGGCGGGAACUUCCUGGAAGAAACUCACCGAUUCAAGCUUCUUCCAUCAUUCCCUCGCAUUAUUGGAGAAAAAUGGUUAUGAUGUGGAACGGACAACGACGAAUCUUAUCCAGUUACAGAAGCUAGGGAAAGAUUGGGAAGACUUCAGUUGCUUAUUAGAAGCCCUGAAAGAGAACCAGUUUGAUGUGUGGAAGACCAUAGGUGAUAUAAAUUGGUUGAACCCUAUCGUCGAAAGUCGUGUACCACUCUCCUCUGUCCUUAAAACAAACAAUUACUCCUUUCAGGACAUGCGGAAUCGAUUUGAAGAAAUUUGCGAAAUAGAAGGGAUAGGUGACUUCUUCGGGGCGAUGAAU
Acaulospora colombiana is the source of this 661-nucleotide messenger RNA. NCBI's taxonomy places the organism in Eukaryota, Fungi, Glomeromycota, Glomeromycetes, Diversisporales, Acaulosporaceae. The record is from the annotation of a GenBank genome assembly.